Theileria orientalis strain Shintoku is the source of this 723-nucleotide messenger RNA. RefSeq lists its product as hypothetical. The transcript is spliced from 5 exons. The record is from RefSeq and is a predicted model, not a curated record. Lineage: Eukaryota; Apicomplexa; Aconoidasida; Piroplasmida; Theileriidae. The coding region runs from base 1 to 723 and encodes 240 amino acids.
AUGUGUACAGACAAGGAAUCCAACUAUAAAAUAACCACCAGCCAAAUUGAAAGUGCCGUAAGGUCAAUAGUUACGACUGAGGACCUCUCACAACUAACGGCUGGUAGAGUGAGGAAGUAUCUGUCCGAUUAUUUCCAUACUCCAAGGGAAUACAUGGACAGCAGAGAAUCUGAAAUAAAUGGGAUCAUAAAUCAGCUGUUGACAGAGAUGGCGUCCAAAAAGGUCAAAGAAAACAACAAAGACGCAGCCAGUGUGUCAAAGAACAUGACUUCUAAGCAUGAAAGUUUCGAAAAUCCGGAAAACAAUGGACUAGUUUCUCAACUUAAAGAAGAAAUAGCCAAUGACGUAAUUUUAAUGAAAACAUUAGAGGAAACGCAAUCGAAAAAUGGAACCAAAGCAAAACCCGAGAGGAAAGUGAAGCAAGAAAGACGUGUAAAGGCUGAAGAACCAGCGGAACCAGAGGUAGUGGAAGAACCACCCAGGAAGGUUUCCAAACUACAGCAGGACCUGAUGACAAAGGAGUUCUUCCUAGAAAACGCACGAAGUUUGGAAGUAAAAAUAGGCGAUUCAGAUCCGAUCUUUGCAAAGCCAAGGGCGUUCUCCACGGGAAACCUGGGAUGGUUCAUCAACUCCAAAACGACCUGUAAAGUUGGAGAUCAGGAGGUCAUUUGCCAAGUCGGAGUUACCUGCACAGCAAUCGGAAGCAAGAACUGGAAGGAUUGA